CGAGAAGUUGAAGGACCAAGGGAAGGAUGGUCCCUACAAAUAUUUUCAUCGCAUUCAUCUUAUUGGAGACCACCGUCAGUUCGAGAGAGCUGAACCAGAGCGUCGAUGCUAUAGAAAUCACUGGACAAACCAGAAGCUAUGUGUCUGGUCCAAUCUCUGGAAAUUUUUUACUUUCACGGCACGACACGAUUCAGUUAUAUGCUGGAGAAUUACCCCCAUUACCCAACGGAUCCACCAGUGAAAUCAGAAUCCGGAAAUGGGCCAUAUGGGACGGUGGAGAAUCUGAGAUCGACAGCUUAUGUGCUUUACAUAGAAUUUAUGAUUAUGGCAGGAUAGCGGUAUUUCUGUGUCCGAAUCCUGGGACUCACGUAGCACUUGUGAUGGAUAGUAGUGUCAGUAGCCGUUUCGACAUUGAUACCCCACCAGUCAGAGAUGGAUCGGCAGACGAGUUCACAAAAAUUUGGUAUCAAAAAAUCGACCUGGAGCACUUUAUCGUCAAACCUAUUGUCGGGAUCGACGAAUUCAACGUAGUUAACGCAUAUGGAUUUCAAGACUUCUACCCUAACGUGGUUUUAUCUGAUCCAUUUGAAAUUAUCCCAUCCGAAUUUUGCUAUUACUGGAAUUAUCGACUUACGGAGAAAGCUAGAGUGGGCUUCCUGUUUAGAGAAUCGGAUCACUUGGUCGGCACAGCACAAGGUUCAACAUAUAUAUUAAUGGAUUUAGAAAUAUGGGUUGGGGAGCCGGUUGCACUGAUAGAAAGUGAACGAAAGAGUUACAAAUCGACUCUUCAACCUGUGUCGAUUUCAAGCUAUUCGAAAACUGUCACAACAAAAUUUGAUGCAAAAGGACUUUUCCCUUGUCUACGCCGUGUGCAUCCGAGCGUUGAAAUUGGGGAUAUUAAAUUUUGGGAAAAGACUCAAGUCUUGGACAGUCCCCAUUGGAAAGUUGAGAUCAAAAUCCAUACAAACACGUUGAUUUCACAACUUACUGAUGUGUCUUGGACGAUAUCUUCGAGACAACAUAUUGCUUUGUUUCAUUGCUUUGUUGGGGACGUUCGAGUUUUUGUGAAUGUUCAAGAUUUUGGAUUUGUCCCAGAAGGCCUAUCUGAUCGCACAUCCGUCCAGUGGGAAAGAAGCUCUGUUGCGAAAACAAUCUUCGACUAUUUGAAACUUAAAAUCAAACACGUGUACGGACAUCCGACGGCAUACGUGGGCCAAUCUAGUAAUCGCAAGUAUCAGCCAGGGCACCUUAGAACGGAUUUGGUAGUCGUCAACAAUCCAUGUGUCGCUCAAGAGUUUGCAAUUGCUACUUCUGGACGUGUAUACGUUGUUGAGGAGUUUUUAACAGAUUUCUUUAGGAAUGUUCAUAGCGUCAUUCUCCCUGGAUUUGGAAAUAUUGACGCAGAAGGGAAAUUUAAAGAGGUAGGACCAGAGUCAAAUAAAACAGUAGUUGAAGAUAUCGAAGAAAGUAUCCGAAGGCACAAGACUUUUUUGAAAAUUGCUGAUUUUGCCAUCACCCCAACGCAUAUUGCAUUAUUGAUGGACGAUUCGACUAUAUACCUUCAUUCUCGGUCAGCAUAUUACAAAGGACUGGCGUAUAUUUCCUCCACAAAAAAAGACAGGAUUGCAACCCUUGUAAAACGACGGUGGUGUGGAGUAACAAACUUUCCUAAAACUGAUAACAUGAUUAUUCCUGCCUAUUCCCCAAAAGGAAAUAUCAUUAUCCUUCAAAUUUAUCCAGUCGAAACUCUUGCAACGGUACUUCCUAUCCCUUCGUCGAGUUGCUUAGGCAAGGACGCUGAUUUUUUUGAAAAAUCUGUCGACGAGACUCGCAAAACGAUCAAUGAAUCAUGUAUUCACCGAGACGAUGCAAUUUCUCGGAGUGAUGAAAGGGGCUUGCCAGAUAAACCUGACUUAACAGCAUGUGAAGGAAGUGAUAACAAUUUGCCAAUCAAUACUUCAUAUGUUUAUGGCGUGGACCCUUCUUCAAAAAAGAGCUUUCUUCUAAAUCAAGGAAAAAUGUUUUCGGGUUCCGAUCCCCACUACCCAUCAGAUCUUAGAAAUAUCGCCAUGUAUAAAACUAACGACGACAAUGAAGCUAUGAAAUCCCACAAUAAAGCAUUCACAUUUCACGUUGAUAGUCCUGACGGUAGCCCAAUAUUAUCAGAGACUUUGUUGAAAAAUGGAUUACGUUUGAUUGACAAUGAAAUCAACUUGCACAGCAUGGAUUUCACACCACUUAAAAACCACUACUUGAUUGGGGUUCAAUUCUUUUCCAGAGAAUUUAAUAACAUUGGCCUCAAAUCAAUCAUGAUUACAACUUUAUUAACCAGAAACAUGCCUUCUCAGAUAUUCCCCGUUUCAGAUGAAAUAGAGGAAACGCUCGACGUAGCAAUUUCUUUCCCUGGCGUGGUGUUAGCUAGAAAAAGUUUAUACAAAAUACGAAAUAUGGUCGAUGAAAAAAGUAACAACAGCAAUGAUGAUAAUACAAUGCCAUACGUAACAAAAAUUUUUCCCAUUAAUAAUGCGGUUCCGUCAUAUGUCGUUGAUUUGGGGAAUGUAUUCGUCUUUUCUUCUGUGGAAAGCAAAUACGCCAGACCUUUAUCAUUUUUUAGCCGUGAGUACAUUCGUGAACUUCAGGGAAUAAUUAAGUUGGAGCUAUCAAAUUCUUCUCGAACUGUUCUAGAAGGUUCUGAAAGGAACCCAGUCUUCAAUUUUGCGACGACGAGAUCAAAUCUUUUCGACAUUGUCGUUACUGAACAUGGGAUCAUAUCCGUAUUGAAACGUCGACCAAUGGCAAACCGCAACGAAACUGAUGCCCAAACCGUCUUUUUAGGAUCUAUUAUAACCCAAGACGCUCUGAGAGAAGUUCGACCGUUUGCUACCAAAGAUCAGAUUUUUCAACUAGCAACGCCAGAUGGUGAAAUUGUAUAUGGCAAGUUCAAGACACAAUAUCUUUACCCAGCAUGUGAACAAAGUUGGAUAGAUGAAAUAGCAAAGACCGGCAACUUCAGUGUAGUGCAAACGACUUGUUUAAUGCCGCAUAAUGACGCCAAUUUACCCCCCUAUUGCGUUUCGAAACCACUGAAUGAUAACUGCAUUCCUUGGAUAUAUUUGGACGACAAGGCUCAAACAAAAACCGGAGACCCAAGUGUUGAUAAAGUUGUUAUUGGAAAAUGCGAAACCUUUAAUCAUAAAUCACCAGGCAAGCCGCCAAAAACGCCACAAUCGUGCAUUGCUCCUGUAAUUAAAUCAGAAAAUGAAGAAGAAUUGCCACCAGAUAAUUCUCCAAACAGCGAAAUCGUUUCUGCCGAGAUCCUUAAUGUUCCGUUCCACAGUGUCAUAAUUGGCAGUCUACAGUCAAUUGAGGAAGACAAUACAGAUGACCUCUUGGACUCUGACAGUUCUAGAGAUGCUACAAGAAAAUUAUGUCCGUUUUCGUCAUUUGACAUUGAUUACCAACAUUUCGAAUAUGCUGAAGUUGGUUUCAAAACUAGGGUAACAGCUCAAAUUUCAUAUCGUGGAAAGCUUACCCCCUCAGAAGCGGAGCUUAUAGUUGAGUAUGAAAAUAUACCAGGCGUUGAGGUGGAGAUAAAUUCUUCUGAUGUGCAAGAAAACGAUCAGACUACCGUUAUCAAAACUAUUGACAUAACCUUUCGCCUUGCAAAUAUUAAUAUGUAUAAUAUGCGAAAGAAAAAAUUAAAAACGCACACACGAGAGCAGAUAAAUCUGGCAAAGGAAAAUACUGACAUCUUUAGCCUGACAAUACGUCCCAGCAUUGUAAAUCUUCGAUGCAACAAGGAAGAAUUUUUCGCUACACUCCAAUUUACAACGGGAUGCAAUCCAUUCAACAAAAUGCGAUUUAUUGCUGAGGUUUCACCCGUUAAACGUCAUGCAAUAAAAUAUCCUGGCGAUGAAGAUUACAAUGAGGAGGUGGGUUUUAGGAGGGUCGAUGAUUACCUUGAGGUUAACAGGGAUGAUGUGUGGCAUAAACAACGCGAGCGUUUUAAAUGCGAAAGAAGGGAAGUCGCAAAGUGUCAGAUCCCAUUCGCCUAUUUAUACGAAGAUAAUGUUUUUGAUAUAUCAUGGCGCGAUCCAUUUGUUCCCCAGUUUGAACAAUUUUUGCGGUCACAUUCACGGGAAAUAACAGGAAAUAUUGUAAUGUACGAUCUCUUUGGGUUUGAUAUUGUAAUGAACACCACGAAUCUUGACGCUGGAUGUUUUCAUACGGCAGCCGACUGGUACAACACAUUGCUACAGUCAGUGAAAAGUAUUGGGUUGGACACCUCCGAACAGGAAGAUAUAUAUCAUUAUUACAUUGACUGCUUCGAUCAUUCGAUACUGCAAAGGAAUAAACCAAAAGUGCUAGCUUCGUCAGAAUAUCGCCUGAUAAAUGCUACAAACCAUAAUCGCCUUAGAUUUGACAUUGCAGAUGCCAGCAAUAGUUUCAGACGUACCAAGAACAGAAAUCAAUUCCUACUCUUUCGAGCAGUUGUUAUCAAUACUGGAUUUAACAGAUUUACAUAUUGCAAGUUGAUGGAUACAUUUUUCUUGGUUCGGAUCGUGGGAAUGCAAGCCCCUAGAAAAGGACUUUCUACCUUAGCCUAUGGGGGUAUCGUUUUAGGCCUGGUAGUUUUUCUGGGGAUUGUCUACUGUGUUUUUGCAUAUUGCUACACUUGGAAACUUGAUGUUGCUAAUUUGGACACGAACCCGGAUGACGAGCUUUUAGAUGACGACAAUGAUUUUGAAUACCAGGAGGAUAGGAAAUUUGCAAAGGAGGUGAAGGAUCAACAUCGAUGGAAGUCCGCAGUCACCAAAAUUCAAGCUGUUUCCAGAAUCGGGAAACACAAGGGACGCCGAAAAAAUAAAAAGUAGUUCUUCAGAGUUGCAGUGUUCACUUGGGUGUUAUUUAUAUUGAAUACUUAUAUUACAUACAUAUGGUUCUAGAUAUAUUAUGUCUACUUUAUUUUUUCGGUUCAAUUAUAAAUCAUAAUUGUCACAUAAUUGUCACAUAAUGCUUUUUAAUAAAAUUAUUUUUUUUACUAA
Molecule: messenger RNA, 5045 nt
Organism: Folsomia candida
Lineage: Eukaryota; Metazoa; Arthropoda; Collembola; Entomobryomorpha; Isotomidae
Exons: 28
Coding region: 27-4874 (1615 amino acids)
Source: RefSeq, a predicted model, not a curated record